Molecule: messenger RNA, 1209 nt
Organism: Mesocestoides corti
Lineage: Eukaryota; Metazoa; Platyhelminthes; Cestoda; Cyclophyllidea; Mesocestoididae
Source: the annotation of a GenBank genome assembly
AUGCUUUUUCGACACGGCGACCGCAGUUCCAUUACACCUUACGUAUUUGAUGGAUACAAUCCUUAUCAGGUUUGGCCGGAUGGAUUCGGCCAACUUACGCAGGAAGGUAUUGAGCAGCACUUUCUUUUGGGGAAGUGGCUUAGAAAUCGCUAUGCUACUUUCCUCCCUUCUGCCUACAACGUAUCCUCCUUCCACAUGCGUAGCUCAGAUAUCGAUCGUUCGUUGAUGUCAGCGCAAGCUCUAAUGGCGGGUUUUUAUUAUAAGUCAGAAUCUUCCCUUAGUAAAUAUGGCUUACAUUGGCGUCCCAUUCCCACCCACACGGUUCCUAUGACGUCCGAUACAUUGCUAGCUAUUGCACCGUGUCCACGCAUGGAACAAAGGCGUGAGGAGCUGUUUACUUCAGAGGAAGCCACGCAAAUGUUGAAACAGCAUGAAAAAACGGUAAAAUUUCUUUCGACGCAAUAUAACAUCACCAAUAUUGGCGUUAGCGAUGUCUGGAAGAUUGAAGACGACCUCAGGUGCUUGACUGCCCACAAUGCCACACUUCCGAAAUGGUACACACUAGAAGUAGCCACAGAACUAGGCAAUAUGACGGAUUACUUUUUUAAGUUAAUCUUCACUGACAAAAGGAUCCUGAAAUUGAGCGUCGGAGUUUAUUUAAAAGACACUCUUGAUCGGAUGGAGUCCCUCAUGAUAAACGCCUCAACCCUCGAGCCAAUACUUGCCUAUUCUGCUCACGAUACCAACGUCGCUUCUCUACUUGGCGCGUUUGGGGUCUACGCAGGUGAACACAAGCCUGAAUACGCGUCCAUCGUUAUGCUCGAGCUCGUUGGGCCUCCUCCCCCUGCCCAGAAAAGUGACUUUGUUCUUCGUCUUUUUUACAAGCGUGGUUGGCGGGAUAACAGUGGAGAGUAUCUGCAAUUUGAAGCCUGCAAGUUUAUCCGGAACGCUAGCGAGGGUUGCCCUUUUGAUAUGGUCUAUCGGUCCGUGGAGUCGUUAAUGCUGGACUCGGACCACUUUGAAGAGGCAUGCAAGGUGGAUUGGAUUCCUGCUAGGUACAAAGUCAUAGUUGCGGUGCUGUUAUCCACAUUCCUCUUGUUAUUCCUCAGCAGUCUCGGGGCGCUUUAUUGCAUUGUUUGGAGGAGGAGAAGGUCUUGUGGAGCCAAUAACAUGCCCUACUCUCCACUGGUUUCACCUACUACCGCUUAA